AUGGAAACUAAGUGCAGAAACUCGGUGCGUGUAAGUGUGGUGACAUUCUGUUUGAGGGUAGUGGAAAGAGACUACAGCACCAUCAGGCUUGCACUGUCUCUUCAUACUCGUUGGAUCAGCUGGACAGCUACACCCCUCUGGAGCUUUUUGGCUCAACCAAAAUGUUGUGAAGGAGCCAUCCCGUCUCUUGGUGCAGUCACACGGGUUUAUCUCUUCCUGUUCAGCUUCCUUGUGUUUCUGAGGUACCAGAUCUACUGCAGUUACCCUCUGCAGACACACCUGGAAUAUCCCAUCAUCAUUGCACAAGAUGUCAUUCUCCCUUUGUUUAUUCUGCAUCUCAGUGGAAGCAGGAAGAGGGCUUUGCUCUGUGCAAUUUGGGGGGGGGGCUGGUACAUUCUGACGCUGCGGAAGUGGAUCCUAGACCUGGCCAUGGUAAGUGCUGCAUGGUUCUUUGAAAUUAGGUCCACAUAUGAAAUAGCUUUUUUUUCUGGAUAUCUUGAUCGGUGAUUGUAUUUGUUCUUGGAAGAAUGAACCAUUUGGGUUAGCUCUCAGAACAACCCCAGUUUUCAAAUGAAGCUGUUUCACUUAUGUUGAGCAGCUGGAAAGCAGCGCAGGCAAUAGAGACAAUGAAAAAUAAACAUGUUCUGAGGUGAAGUUGUUAAUUGCAAUGCCUUAAUUAAAACUAGCAAAAGUUUAAAAUGCUGAGAGAAGAUUACCUCUUCAGUCCUAAUGUCAUGUUCCCCAUUCAUAAACCUUUAACUUGAGAGGAAAAGAGCAGAGCAUCAGUCAAAGCAUUUGGAAUAGGAAAUAUUAAGUAUUUCACAAGAUCUUUUUUCGCUUUAGCCAUGGAAUUUUGCAAGAAAAAUACCAUCUGGUAAUGCCCCACCAAGGCGAAGAUGGUAUCUCUGAAGAGAGGCAGUUAGAGUUGGAUGGGGCUGAGCUGCAGCUCCAGGUGCACCAGGUGGUCCAAGGAGCUCCCAGGCUUUCUGCCCACCCUUGCCAGGGGAUCCGGGCACGGCACAGGGCUGGGUGGAGGGCCCCUCUGCCCCUCCAGAGACCCCCUCAGAAGGGCUGCAGGGUGCACACUCUGCUUCCUUCCCUACUCUUUCCCACCCACUGGACUCACGUUGCACACCUUUCUGUCAGUUUUCUCAUGCUUUUCAUGGCUUUGUGCCCAGAGGCAACGCUGCCACGGUCUGCACCAGCCUGGCUGUCAGACCAUGGAGCGAAAACGAAAGACUCAUUUCAGGUCAUUAAUGGCAGCUUUUACCUUACUAUUUGAAGCAGCAGGUUGUGUAUUAACCUGUAAAAUGCUAAAUAAUCUUAGAAACUUAUGGCAAAAAGAAAAAAAAAAAAAGAAAAAAAAAAAAGAGGAAAAAUAGACUGAGGAAAUGAAACAAAGCUGGAUAAUUCACAAGCUUAAGGUAAGGGAAUUUUGUGGACUUGGAAAGCUGGACCAUGAGGUGUCAUUCAAGCUGCAAGAGAGAUGGAACAAGUCAGAAUGUAGCAGUAAAGAGGUUUAAGACAGGUUCCCCCUGCCCUGUUCCCCAUCCAAGAGGAGUGUGUUUCACUUUCUUAAGACAGAAGCAGGGGCAGGUCCUGGGCAAGUCCCUGGCAAUGCAGACCUCGUUGUUUUCCAGUACAUAAACCAUAAUCCUCUCAGUAGCUGGAUUAAAGGCAAUAGCUUUAGGGAAGAUACACAGGGGGACCAAUCUUGUUAACCUUGUCGUUGUCAGGUGGGCAGGAGCAGGUUGCUUGCUGUGAGAUGCAGCAGCAAAGCGCCUUGGGUCCACUGCAGUGUGUGCAAACCAGCACUUCUGUCCCCAGCGCAGCCCCUGCAGCCCCUCUGCCCCUCCUGCAGCCCCUCUGACCCCCCUGCAGCCCCUCUGCAGCCCCUCUGCCCCUCCUGCAGCCCCUCUGACCCCCCUGCAGCCCCUCUGCCCCCCCAGCAGCCCCUCUGACCC
Apus apus (common swift) is the source of this 1964-nucleotide messenger RNA. It is a transcript of the gene SLC66A3, whose product is annotated as solute carrier family 66 member 3. The record is from RefSeq and is a predicted model, not a curated record. Bases 1 to 507 code for a protein of 168 amino acids. NCBI's taxonomy places the organism in Eukaryota, Metazoa, Chordata, Aves, Apodiformes, Apodidae. The transcript has 4 exons.